AUGGGGAACACCAUCCGGGCCCUAGUGGCCUUCAUCCCCACCGACCGCUGCCAGAAUUACGUAGUGGGAGACCUCCGGGAGAUGCCGCUGGACCGGAUGGUGGAUCUGAGCGGGAGCCAGCUGCGUCGCUUCCCACUCCAUGUGUGCUCCUUCACCGAGCUGGUAAAGCUUUACCUGAGCGACAACCACCUCCACAGCCUGCCUCCAGACCUAGCGCUGCUGCAGAACCUGCAGAUCCUGGCCUUGGAUUUCAACAACUUCAAAGCCCUUCCCCAGGUGGUGUGCACCUUGAAACAGCUCUGCAUCCUCUACCUGGGCAAUAACAAACUCUGUGACCUUCCGGAUGAGCUCAGCCUGCUCCAGAACCUCCGUACCCUGUGGCUUGAGGCCAACUGCCUCACCCAGCUGCCCGAUGUGGUGUGUGAGCUGAGCCUCCUUAGGACCCUGCAUGCGGGGUCCAACGCCCUAAGACUGCUGCCCGGCCAGCUCCGGCGCCUACGAGAGCUCAGGACCAUCUGGCUCUCAGGCAACCAGCUCGCUGACUUCCCCCCUGUGCUGCUUCGCAUGCCCUUCCUGGAGGUGAUCGACGUGGACCGAAACGGUAUCCGCUACUUCCCCAGCCUGGCCCACUUGACUAAUCUGAAACUGGUCAUCUAUGACCACAAUCCUUGCAGAAAUGCCCCCAAGGUGGGCAAAGGGGUGCGCCGUGUUGGAAGAUGGGCAGAUGAGACGCCAGAGCCUCAGCCCAGAAAAGCUAGGCGACAUGCACUGGCCCAGGAAGAGAGUCAAGAGCCAUCCGCUCCCCUUCUUCCUCCCAGCUCCUGA
This is a messenger RNA of Arvicola amphibius (Eurasian water vole), 825 nucleotides long. It is a transcript of the gene Lrrc10, whose product is annotated as leucine rich repeat containing 10. The coding region runs from base 1 to 825 and encodes 274 amino acids. Gene Ontology annotation, molecular function: protein binding. The record is from RefSeq and is a predicted model, not a curated record. Lineage: Eukaryota; Metazoa; Chordata; Mammalia; Rodentia; Cricetidae. The transcript has a single exon.